AUGCACGUCCUCGCGGCGGCUCUCGCGGCGGCCCUCGCACUGCGCGGCGGCGUCUCGGCGCAGCCGGUCCGGAACUCGACGCUCAGCCCGUCGCUCAGCCCGACUGUCGCGCAGACGUUCGCGCCGACGCUGACAAUGGCUCCGUCAAUCACACCGACGGGCACACCAGUUUGCGAGCCGCAGUGUGAGUACGACUAUCAUCUCACGUCGGAGCGCAUGAACAAGAAGAUCCUGGCCCGAGUCUACAACUUCUGCUGGAUCCUCGGUGGCAUGGUGGUGUUCUCGCUGGGCCUGUCGUUCCUCGGGCACUACAUCCGCCACGACCGGAGCCACAAGAUGCGUGUGUACUACAAGAAAAACGGAGAGGACUUCGAGGAGGACGACGAUCUCGACAAACUAAUCAGCGAAGGCUUAGUCGAGGAGCUGUCGACGAAACGGCUAGGGACUUUGGCCACGACGGCCGGCUCCGCAUAG
This is a messenger RNA of Pelagomonas calceolata, 474 nucleotides long. Lineage: Eukaryota; Pelagophyceae; Pelagomonadales; Pelagomonadaceae. The record is from the annotation of a GenBank genome assembly.